Anisakis simplex (herring worm) is the source of this 1125-nucleotide messenger RNA. NCBI's taxonomy places the organism in Eukaryota, Metazoa, Nematoda, Chromadorea, Rhabditida, Anisakidae. The record is from the annotation of a GenBank genome assembly.
AUGGGAUGUGCGCCUAGUUUGCGCACCGAUACCACCGACUCGACUCAUUCUGACAGAGAAUCUGACGAUGAUGAUCAAGAAUUGAUAGCAUCCUCAAUUCCAGUACAAAUUGAUGCCGCAAUUACCAGUACUCCUAACUGUGACCUUCAUCGACAUAAAAUCAUUUUCUUUUUUGGUGGUCCGGGCAGUCAAAAAGGUGUUUUAAUUGAAGAAAUGGUAAAAGAAUUCAACUUUGUUUUAAUAAAUGUCGAGGAUGUUGUCUUCAAUUAUUUACCAAAUAAAUUAGCGAAUACAAUCGAAAAUUCGGUUCAGAUUCAAGACUUAUUAAAGCGUGAUCGUAAAUUGUUAACAGUCGAAUGGGUUCUAUCAGUGAUGAGUGCUAAACUUUCGACAAGUAUACAUGAACGUUUUGUUAUUGACAUAAUACCAUCAUUAACAAGUUUUCUUCGAAGUGAUUCUUUUUGCGAUUUAAAUCAGGAUAAAAACCUUCAGAAUUUCGAAAGUCAACAUCCAAUAAUGUGUGCGCUUCAAAUAAACGUCACUGAUGAGCUUAACACAUUACUGAAUGACACCUCAACAAACAAUAAUCAAAACUGCCCAGAAAAAAGUAAAGAAAAAGAAUUAAGUCCCGAGUUAAGUGCCUUCAUACGCGGAGUGGAUGAGGCUGAUAAAGGCCGUUUUGAGAUGAACGUCAACUGGGUGUGGACUUUGAUGCGUAUCGCGUCAAAAAAAUACGACUCAGCGAUUUUGCAACAGAAACAUCGCAAACAUUCAAAGUUAAAUUGCUUGAAACAAAUUAUUGCGCAAAAGCAAUUCUCAAAAUCUUCAAAAGCUGAACUCAGCAAUUUACAGUCGUCAAAAUUAGGCGCGUUGAGACGUUAUAUAAAUAAAUCUUCGCGAGCAACUGACAACUAUCUGGUUUUACUCGAUUGCAUCAAUGAUGGUAACGAAUCGCGUGGAAAACGGAUCAGUUUUAUCGAGACAAAGUUAACGUAUUUGGAUAAAUAUUUCAAACGAACAAACAGUCCACGCCUGAAAUCAGUCAAAAGGUAUUUUAUUGUUUAUUUUCCGCUCCUUCACCUUUUUAUUUGUUGUUUGCAGACAAUCAAUGAAAUGAUCAAAUAA